Molecule: messenger RNA, 4809 nt
Organism: Salarias fasciatus (jewelled blenny)
Lineage: Eukaryota; Metazoa; Chordata; Actinopteri; Blenniiformes; Blenniidae
Product: COPI coat complex subunit beta 2
Exons: 22
Coding region: 110-3724 (1204 amino acids)
Biological process (GO): retrograde vesicle-mediated transport, Golgi to endoplasmic reticulum; intracellular protein transport; endoplasmic reticulum to Golgi vesicle-mediated transport
Cellular component (GO): COPI vesicle coat
Molecular function (GO): structural molecule activity; protein binding
Source: RefSeq, a predicted model, not a curated record
UUCAUGGAAGUUCCUCUGCGCUGAAAUCCUGGGACGAAGCCCGGAGAGGGCAUCAGGGGGACCGGCUACAAUUCUACACAGCACCGCGGGGACUCCCGGACCUGGAAACAUGCCUCUACGUUUGGACAUCAAGCGAAAGCUGACUGCCCGGUCGGAUCGGGUGAAGAGUGCUGACCUGCACCCCACCGAGCCGUGGAUGGUGGUCAGCCUGUACAGCGGCACCGUGGUGGUCUGGAACUAUGAGUCCCAGACAAUCGUCAAAACCUUCGAGCUGUGCGAUCUGCCGGUCAGAGUGGUUCGGUUCAUUGCCAGGAAGCACUGGCUCAUUGCUGGAGCAGAUGACAUGCAGAUCCGAGUGUUCAACUACAACACUCUGGAGAGAGUUUACUUGUUCGAGGCUCACUCCGACUACAUCCGCUGCAUCGCCGUCCACCCCACGCAGCCCUACAUCCUCACCAGCAGCGAUGACAUGCUGAUCAAGCUGUGGGACUGGGACAAAAAGUGGAUUUGCAGUCAGGUGUUUGAGGGACACACUCAUUACGUCAUGCAGAUCGUCAUCAACCCCAAAGACAACAACCAGUUUGCCAGUGCAUCUUUGGACAGGACCAUUAAGGUGUGGCAGCUCGGCUCCAAGACCCCCAACUUCACUCUGGAGGGCCACGAGAAGGGAGUGAACUGUAUCGAUUAUUACAGCGGAGGAGACAAGCCCUACCUCAUAUCAGGGGCCGAUGAUCGCCUGGUGAAGAUCUGGGAUUACCAGAACAAAACCUGCGUCCAGACCUUGGAGGGCCACGCUCAGAACGUGACCUGCGUCAGCUUCCACCCCGAGCUGCCCAUCAUCCUCACCGGCUCCGAGGACGGCACUGUGCGAGUGUGGCAUUCCAACACCUACCGGCUGGAAAACACACUCAACUACGGCAUGGAGCGGGCGUGGUGCAUCUGCGGUCUGCAGGGCUCCAACAACGUGGCUAUCGGCUACGAUGAAGGCAGCAUCAUCAUCAAGCUGGGCCGAGAGGAGCCGGCCAUGUCCAUGGACUCCAGCGGGAAGAUCAUGUGGGCUCGCCACUCCGAGGUGCAGCAGGCCAACCUGAAGGCCAUGGGAGACACCGAGGUCAUGGACGGGGAGAGGCUCCCGCUGGGCGUCAAAGACAUGGGGAGCUGCGAGAUUUACCCGCAGAGUAUCCAGCACAGCCCCAACGGGAGGUUUGUGGUGGUGUGUGGAGAUGGGGAAUACAUCAUAUACACCGCCAUGGCGUUGAGGAACAAGAGCUUCGGUGCUGCUCAGGAGUUUGUCUGGGCGCAUGACUCCUCACAGUAUGCCACCAGGGAAGGCAGCAGCAUGGUGAAAAUAUUCAAGAACUUCAAACAGAAGAAAGCCUUCAAGCCUGACUUUGGGGCCGAGGGAAUCUUUGGAGGCUUCUUACUGGGAGUGAAGUCAAACAGCGGCUUGGCCUUCUUCGACUGGGAGAACAACGAGCUGAUCCGCCGCAUCGAGAUCCAACCGAAACACAUUUUCUGGUCCGACUCCGGGGAACUGGUGAGCAUCGCCACAGACGAGUCUUUUUUUGUGCUGCGUUACCUGCCGGAGCGAGUGUUGGCCGCCCAGGAAGCCAAGGAGGCGAUGGCUGAAGACGGGAUCGAGGACGCGUUUGAGGUGCUCGGGGAGGUGCAGGAGGUGGUGAAGACGGGGCUGUGGGUGGGAGACUGCUUCAUCUACACCAGCUCCCUCAACAGACUCAACUACUACGUCGGAGGAGAGAUCAUCACCAUCGCUCACAUGGACAGGACCAUGUAUCUGCUGGGCUACAUCCCAAAGGACGACCGCCUGUACCUGGGAGACAAGGAGCUGAAUAUCAUCAGCUACUCUCUUCUGCUCUCCAUGCUGGAGUACCAGACGGCCGUCAUGAGGAAAGACUUCAGCACGGCCGAUAAAGUUCUACCCACAAUCCCCAAGGAGCAGAGGACCAGGGUGGCGCUUUUCCUGGAGAAACAGGGCUUCAGGCAGCAGGCCCUGGCUGUGUCCACCGACCCGGAGCACAGGUUUGAACUGGCCCUGCAGCUGGGGGAGCUCAAGACGGCCUACCAACUGGCUCUGGAGGCAGAGUCGGAGCACAAAUGGAAGCAGCUGGCAGAGCUCGCCACUACAAAGUGCCAGUUUAGCUUGGCUCAGGAGUGCCUGCACCAAGCGCAGGAUUACGGCGGAUUACUGCUGCUGGCCACCACCUCGGGCAACGCGGCCAUGGUGGGGAAACUGGCCGAGGGCGCGGAGAGGGACGGGAAGACCAACGUGGCCUUCCUCACCUACUUCAUGCAGGGGAGAGUGGACAAGUGUCUGGAACUCCUGAUCAAAACAGAUCGACUGCCCGAGGCGGCUUUCCUGGCGAGGACGUACAUGCCCAGCCAGGUCCCCAGGGUGGUGAAGCUGUGGAAGGAGAGCCUCUCCAAGGUCAACCAGAAGGCGGCGGAUGCUCUGGCCGACCCCACCCAGUACAGCAACCUCUUCCCUGGCCUCCAGCAGGCUCUGCUGGCUGAGCAGUACCUGAAGGCGACGCACGCCGGGGUCCGGCCGGCCGCGGAAUACCCUCUCAUCACGCCAAAUGAAGAUCGGAAUGUUCUGGAGGAGAGUGCAGGUUUCACAGCAGAAGGAGUUCUCACCGAGCAGGAGGAGCUGGUGGACAGUGUGAGUGAAGCCCUGAGAACGGCGGCUGUUACAGACGCUGAACCUUCAGAAGCUGCCGUUGCAGAGGAAGCUGUUCCUCCUCAGCAGGACCUGUUUGACUCGGCCCUCACAGCAGUGACGGCAGCCUCCGUUCUGGAUGUGACUCCCCCAGAAGAGGCUGUGGAGCCACCAGAGAUUCAGUCUGUGUCUCCCGAGGUAGAAGCAGAACCAGAGACCUCAGCCUUGGUGGAGGACGACGCGGCGGACGAGCCCGUCGGUCAGCUUCCCGCCACAGAGCCAGAGAUUUCACCGUUCGUUCCUGAAGACGACAUCAGCCCAGACCGUGAGGAACCCUCUCCUGAAGCUCCAGCCACAGAAACCGCGGUGUCACCGGUAGACGCAGAGCGUGACGCGGGAGCCGUGGAGGAUGCGCUAGCUGAUGCUGUCAGCUCGAAGCUGAUCAUCGAUGCUGCAGCUGAAUCUGAACCAGCCGUCGAGGAAGAAGUGGAAACAGAUUUACUCUCCACGGAAGCCCCCCCGGUGACGGAGCCUCCGCCUUCAGAAGCAGAGCAGACUCCCCUCAGCCAAGAACUCGUUCCGGAAGCUGCACCUUCACAUGUCGCGGUGGAGGAGCUCAUCUCUUUCGAGUCCUCGGUGAUGGACGCUCCUGUUCCGGUCCAGACUCCCUCCGGGUCGGCCUUUGAUCCGCUGCUCGACCUCCUGGAAGUCCCGACGCAGCCAGCUCCGGCACAAGACGGCGAAGAGGAGAAGGCUCCCACGUUCACGCCUCCAGCGGAGCCCGAGGACAAGUCAGAGCCUCUGUUUGAACCUGAGGCGGAGCUCGAGGCGUCAUCCCCUGUAGUCACCCAGGAAGAGGGGGAUGCAGAGGAGGAGGAGGAGGAGGAGGAGGAGGCGGCAGCGCCACAGGAAUCCCAGGAAGCAGCAGAGGAGCUCGCGGCAGAGCUCAGCGACGAGGGCCUGGAUGAUUUGGAUCUGGACAAUUUCGACCUGGAAGACAUCGACACCACCGACGUCAACCUGGAUGACGAUUUCCUGGGUGAAUAGAAAGCAGCGUCUUUCUCAAGCCAGCGUUUCAGUGACCAAAUAACACAAAGCCAUUACUCCAGACGAGUCAGGAGACUAAAAUGCCUUUAAAUCACACCCCUUCUUUAAAUAGUAAUGAACAAGCAGGGGCUUUUAAAGCUUUAUUUAUACCCAGGCUGCCUAAUAGGAUGUCUUUGAUUUGAGGCUGGACACAAGCACAAGCUAAACCCCUCUUUUUCAAAACCUUUCAAGGGUAAAAGGGACAAAACUGUUAAAGGGCAAUUAGGGAUCACUCUCAUUGGGGACCUCGUUCUGUUUUUAAGUGUCUUAUUUCUAAAUAUAUAAAGCUUUCGGUGCUGAAGAUAAAACACGACCCUCAUUUCUGAGCUCAUCUGCAACCACAGAACUUCUCAAAUGCUCAUGAUGGACUGAGAUCGGACAGAGGUGGGCGUCGAGUUGCUAUUUUUUAGUUAAAAACUUUAGUGUAGAUCACUAUGAGCCAAUUUUUAUACACGUGGUGUAAAUAAUAAGCCGCAUUGAUGAACCUCAUCACAGUCAGUCGAACAAUUUAGUUUACAAAACAUGUUUACAUGAGUAGAACAGUCAUCGAAACGUCUCCUCGUACCUCUUCUUGUUCUUCAUACCUCUUACACUGCUGUUAUUGAAUUCAGUAUUUGAUACACUUCUAUGCAAUUGCUUGUGUAGUUUGCGUUCAAACAUGCUGAACAGGUUCAGGACCAGAAGGAUCAGUUUGAAGCCUCCAUUUUUGAACGAUGCAUCACCUCCGCUGUCUUCUGGGAUUGUUUCAGCAGUUCAUUGAAAGGGUCAGCACACUGUUCUAUUGUUGCUGUUACAAGUGCCUUUUCUUUGGUUUUUAAACUUUAUUUUUGCUCUUUUGUCUUUUCAAUUUUAAAAUAAUACAUGUUUCUGCGAAUUUGAGAGGGAAUUAUUUUUGUGCAAGUUGUAGAAACUUUGUCCUUGCUUCUUAUUAGUUGUUGCUUCCUAAACCUUUUUGCCCUGUAAAAAACAAACAUGCAAACAUUACCUUGGUACUGUCAUCGAUAUGACUUGGAUUUUUAACUUUACACUGCAAUAAAAUGACUGAA